AAACUUUAAUCACCAAUUAGGGCUAAGCCGUGUGGUGAAUAGACACUCCACGGGUAAGAAAAACGUGUAAAGUGUGUAGUAGUGCAGACAAUUAACACACCAUCGGAUGUAUACAAAGUCCUACACUCACAAGAGCAUGGUUUUUCUGGGUAUGAAGUGGAGCUUUUGGGAAUCGGUUCGGCCCUUAGGUUACGGGGAAACGAUCAGAAAAUUACUAUCCUGGCUCAAUAUCCGAUUGGCUAAGGCUAGUAACUUAGCAAUAGUCCAAAUCUGUCUAUAGUGAAGGUCAUGAACUAAAAUUUAUGUAUCCAUAAUCGGAAGAACAUGGU
Babjeviella inositovora NRRL Y-12698 is the source of this 329-nucleotide messenger RNA. RefSeq lists its product as uncharacterized. The transcript has a single exon. NCBI's taxonomy places the organism in Eukaryota, Fungi, Ascomycota, Pichiomycetes, Serinales. Bases 107 to 280 code for a protein of 57 amino acids. The record is from RefSeq and is a predicted model, not a curated record.